Molecule: messenger RNA, 1635 nt
Organism: Colletotrichum siamense
Lineage: Eukaryota; Fungi; Ascomycota; Sordariomycetes; Glomerellales; Glomerellaceae
Product: Arginine metabolism regulation protein II
Exons: 2
Coding region: 1-1635 (544 amino acids)
Biological process (GO): positive regulation of transcription by RNA polymerase II
Cellular component (GO): nucleus
Molecular function (GO): transcription cis-regulatory region binding; zinc ion binding; DNA-binding transcription factor activity, RNA polymerase II-specific
Source: RefSeq, a predicted model, not a curated record
AUGCCUACUCAGUUCUAUCGCCGUUCGAGAAACGGGUGCGUGACUUGCAGAGCCGCUCGUAUCAAAUGCGACGAGGCGCACCCGCUCUGUAAGCAGUGUGAACGUCGUGGCUUAGCAUGCGGCGGUUACAAAGUCAAGCUGAAGUGGGUUGAGGCCAGCGAUGUCAGCCCGAAUAGCCAGGCCUCGGCCAAGAGUGUUGUCAAGCCCAGGAGCUCGCUGGCGAUAUGCCCAUCAUCCAAGACGGUAAAGGCUAUUCAAUGCAAGAAGCUCUCGAAUAGCUCGACCGCCUUAAUCCGAAAUCCAACAACAGGACCUCGUCUCCACUCUUCGUCGGAUGUGUUCAUAUUCACGCAUUGGUCAAAGUCGUUGCCCGAUCUGGUGUAUCCAAAUCCAGAGGAAUAUGUGAGUGUGCGAGAGCCAUAUCUGGCUUUCGUUUGGCAGCAAGAUUCCAUCCUUCUACCGGCGGUUCUUGCUGCCGGCGCGUCACAUCUGUUCGCCCUCGGGAUUGUUACACAAGAAGAGGUUCUAGAAAGAAAACAACGAGCUCUGGGUCAAAUGGUGGCUUGUGUACAGCAACAGAAAAGAUUGCCUCCAACCGAGACUCAGCGCAAACUGCCGUUGUAUGUAAGCGAGGAAGCCAUCGCCGCGUCUCUAGCAUUGAUCGGCUUGGAGAUCAUGCAAGGAUCAGACACCUGCAUUAUUCGUCCUCUGAUCAGGGGCACAAGGGCCCAGCUUGAAGAACGAAUUCUUUUGUUACAAGCGAUGAGCGAUGGUUCUCAACUUGAGAAGCCCACCCCCAUGAUGUCUGUUAACAUCAAGAUGCUGGCUUACAUGGACGCGUUGUGCUGCGUUCCCUGCGCAAGGAAGCCGGUGUUCGACCGUCAAUUUUGGCAAAGCAUGAUCCUACCCCAUUGCAGUACAUCUGCGAAGAGGUACCCAGACAUCGUAUUCGGGUACACAACCGACAUACUACCGCUAAUGGGAGACUCUGGCGCGUUGGUUGAAGAUUUCUUCAGCGGGGGGAUAACACCCGAGUCCUUCGUACUAUCUCGGUACUGUUUAUUGCAAGAGCUGAAUACUUGCUGCAGAGAAUUACCUGCAGCAGUACAGCAGCCCUUUUGCGAAGGGGCCGACUCCGACACUCUGGAGAGCCACAGGAUAAGAACAGGAAACGCCUGUAUCGCAGCAGCCCUCUCCUUCGGGCUUGCAACGCAGAUCUUCCUUCUUCGCGCCGACGAUGGCGACUCGAGCACAACAUGGACAGAUCAACCGUUGAAGCAGUCGUUAGCUCUGGUUGAGCAGCUAUCCGAGGCAGUACUAGCGGUUCCUGUCGACACCUUUGCGUCCACGAUGAUGAUCUGGCCAAUGUUUGUACUUGGUUGUGAAACCAUGCCGGUUAGCUCACGGCGACACCAAGUCGAACUUCGACUUGAAAAAAUGCUUGAGAAGAAUGGACUGCUCAAUAUUUCGGUUGCUCUCGAAUUGCUUAGGAACAGGAUAUGGAAAAUUGACGGCGUUCAACAAGGAGUCAAGUCAGACGAGAAGUCCCCAUCGCCGGAAGGGACACGUCCAUACUUGCAAAGCGACUGGGUCAGGUAUUGCUGGGCGGAAAAGUUAGAGUUAUGUGCGGCGUAG